Purpureocillium takamizusanense is the source of this 1905-nucleotide messenger RNA. RefSeq names its product Histone chaperone asf1 (gene ASF1). Gene Ontology annotation, biological process: nucleosome assembly; nucleosome disassembly; DNA replication-dependent chromatin assembly. The transcript is spliced from 5 exons. The record is from RefSeq and is a predicted model, not a curated record. Gene Ontology annotation, molecular function: histone binding. NCBI's taxonomy places the organism in Eukaryota, Fungi, Ascomycota, Sordariomycetes, Hypocreales, Ophiocordycipitaceae. Bases 716 to 1558 code for a protein of 280 amino acids. Gene Ontology annotation, cellular component: nucleus.
GACCUCCUCACCGUCGCGCAUUCAGACAAGCCGAUGAUUUUUUUUGAUGCCGUUGAUGCCGGGCAUACAAAGGUCGGCGAAUCAACGUUGCUCCGGGUUUGGUCAAAGGCAGGGCGGCGCUGGUGGCAAUGAGCAGCAAGCCGGCAAGCUCUGUCGCGAUCUCGCCGACACCCGGCAGAACAUAGGAUUCGGCUUAGCGCACAUCAGGCGGUGAGCCCAUGGGUCGACGUCUACCAGGUACCCACGUUCCAGGAGCCCGUGUCCCAAUCGCCCCGACCCCCCCCCCUAGCAGAGUCCCCCUCCAGUGCUGCCACCAAAGUCCGACGCGUUCACCCAGCCGGCCAGUGGCGCAUGACAGAACCUCUCAACGCGGUCGUGGCCAAAAAGCGCGUCCCACCACCACGGCAACCGUGACGCUCCAUCCCUCGCUCCUGCUCUCUCCCUCCAUCGCUUUAUCCAUCCUCGCCAGCCUCCCGCUUUCACCGCUUUCUCCUCUCUUGCACCCACAUAAACAGACACAUCCCUCGCAACAUUAUCACGCGCCCGCCACAUCUAUCCAAACACUGUCAAGCCUACGUUCUUGCGACGUGCGAUAACGCGCACCUGUCCCAAUCCCGAAGCCGACUGCACAGUGCCUGCCCGAGCCACAACAAAAAGCCAAUCCCCGUGAAUCGUCAGGAACCCCAAGCCAGGCACGCGCCUCACCACCACCAAGAUGUCGGUCGUCUCGCUCCUAGGCGUCAAGGUUCUCAACAACCCCGCCAAAUUCACCGACAAGUACGAGUUCGAGAUUACCUUUGAGUGCCUCGAGGCUCUGGAGAAGGAUCUGGAAUGGAAACUUACCUACGUCGGCUCUGCCACCUCCGACCAAUACGACCAGGAGCUCGACUCAUUGCUAGUUGGACCCGUGCCCGUCGGCGUCAACAAGUUUAUCUUUGAGGCAGAUGCCCCCAGCACAUCACGCAUUCCCGAUGCCGACAUCCUUGGCGUGACGGUGAUUCUCCUAACUUGUGCCUACGAUGGCCGCGAGUUUGUGCGCGUGGGAUACUAUGUCAACAAUGAGUACGAUUCGGAGGAGCUGAACGCGGAGCCUCCCGCCAAGCCCAUCGUGGAACGUGUGAAGCGCAACGUGCUGGCUGAGAAGCCCCGCGUGACUCGGUUUGCCAUUAAGUGGGAUUCCGAGGCUUCUGCCCCUGCCGAGUUCCCACCCGAGCAGCCCGAGGCCGACCUCGUCGCCGACGGUGAAGAUUAUGGCGCAGAGGAAGCCGACGAGGAGGCAGCCGAAGACUCUGCCGAGGUCAAGGCUGUCGGCGACGACGCCGAGAUGGCGGGCGUCGAGCAGGAGCAGGCUAACGGCCACGAGAACGGCCAGGAUGAGGACGAGAUGUCCGAGGACGGCAGCGUCGACAUUGAGGGCGAGAGCGAAGAUGAGCUCGAGGAGGAAGACGGCGAAGGAGAGGGAGAGGGUGAAGGCAGCGAAGACGAUGCCAUGGAGGUUGACGAGGCGGAGAAGCCGGCGGAUGCGGCCUCGUCCAAGCCCGUUUCGGUCGCCUCGUAGUUGGGUCCCGAUUGCAUCAGGGCGAGGAAGGGUGGCCCCCGCUGGAGGACGGUGUUCCCUGGCGUAUGGGCUCGGCUAAACUAAUGCCCAGGAUGGCUCUCCAUGGCAUUGUGUCUGCCAGGCUUUCACUUGGAGUUACGAGGACUACGAAGGAUGAUGAUAUCCAGGGAGGCAGAGUUGGUCGGUUUGGCGAAGAAGGCGAUGCGGUUUGAGUACAGUAUAUUUCGAUUGAUGCACAAUACAGACCCGCAGUACAUAUGUUACCAAGGGGAGGAGGAUGUCUGCACGGGAGUGAGUGUUCACGUCGAGGCGGGCUGGACAUGUCACGGGACAGGUGAUUGAUGCGC